Acanthosepion pharaonis is the source of this 2055-nucleotide messenger RNA. Lineage: Eukaryota; Metazoa; Mollusca; Cephalopoda; Sepiida; Sepiidae. The record is from the annotation of a GenBank genome assembly.
AUGUCCCUCUCACUACCAUCACUGGGACCUUUCCUUUUUUCUUUUUUCUUCCCCCUCUUCUUUCUGUGUUUGGUUAGAAGUGGAUAUGAGAUCAUUCCGUGUUUAAUUAUCUCUCUCUAUGUACCUCUCUCUCUCUCUCUCUGUACCUCUCUCUCUCUCUCUCUGUACCUAUCUCUAUGUACCUCUCUCUCUCUGUACCUAUCUCUAUCAAGUUUUGCGGUGAAAGCUCGUGCAGUCAAAGAUCAUUAUAACAGUUAUGACAUUCAGGGCCUUGUCUUUAAAGAAGGUGAAAGCAUUAAGUUUUUUUUUCCUUCUCACCUUAAUUUCCUUCAUUUUCUCUUUUCUGCAUUCCCAGAGGUUUUUUUCCUCACAUUCUUUUUUCAUUCAUUUUUUUUUUUUUCGCCUUCUCUUUUUUCCAUCCAGAGUUUUCUUUCUCUUUGUCUUUUCUCCUUUUUCUCUUCCCUUUUCUCCGUUUUCCUUUUCUUCUUUUUCCAUUCCUGCUUUUUUACUUUUUUUGAACUUUCUGUCCUUCAUUUCCUCUUUUAUUCAAAUUUUCAUUCAUGUCUAUCUUCUUUCACUUGCUCAUCAAUUCUUAUAAUGCAAUACUAUCUAAGCAAAGGAAUUAUCUACGUUUUAUUACUCUACUCCUGUUUCUGCCACCAUUUCCCCCCUCCCAUUUUUUCUCCUUUUUUUUAUUAUCCUUUUUAUAUAAUUUCUCUUCUCCUCAUCACACCAUUGAUUUCUCACCUCCUUGAUUUCCCACUUAUUAUCAUUCUCUUUUGCUCCUCCUCCCAAUUCAUUUUUAUUUUGUCUCUCUCUCUUGUCUUUCCUCCUACCACCAUUCUUUUUAUGUUAUCCUCUUCUCUCCAUCUGAAUUUUACUUUCCCCUAUCAUUUUAUCUUCUCUGCUAUUGAAUCUUCACCUCAUCAUCCUCUCUCUCUCUCUCCUAAUACCAUUCCCCUUUGCCACCACCUAUCCUUCUCUCUCUCCCCCCUUUUCUUUCUAUCUUCCCCUUCUCUCUAUCCCAUUUCUAUUCUCUUUCUCUCAUUCCUACACUGCAUCUCUCUUUCUUUGCCUUUCUCUUUCUCCUCUCAAUCUGGCUUUACAUCUCUCUCUCUCUUUGGCUUCUUUGCUUCUUUCUCUCUCUCUUUGGCUUCUUUGCUUCUUUCUCUCUUUGGUUUUUUCUCUCUCUUGGCUUCUUUGCUUCUCUCUCUCUCUUUGGUUUUUUGUUCUUCUCUUUUUUUUCUUUGCUUCUUUGGCUCUCUCUCUCUCUCUUUUAGCUUCUUUGCUUCUUUUCUCUCUCUCUUUGCUUCUCUUCUUUCUCUCUCUUUGGCUUCUUUGCUUCUCUCUCUCUCUCUUUGGCUUUUUCUUCUCUCUCUCUCUCUCUCUUUUUCUUUGGCUUCUUUCUCUUUUGGUUUCUUCUCUCUCUCUCUCUCUGGCUUUUCUCUCUCUUUGGCUUCUUUUGCUUCUCUCUCUCUUUGGUUUUCUUUGCUUCUCUCUCUCUCUCUCUCUCUCUUUGGCUUCUUUGCUUCUCUCUCUCUCUCUUUUUUUUGCUUCUCUCUCUCUCUUUGGCUUCUUUUUCUCUCUCUCUCUUCUCUCUUCUCUCUCUCUCUUCUUUCUUUCUCUCUCUUCUUCUUUGCUUCUCUCUCUCUCUCUUCUUUGCUUCUCUCUCUCUUUGGCUUCUUUGCUUCUCUCUCUUUGCUUCUUUCUUCUCUCUUUAGCUUCUUUUCUCUCUCUCUUCUUUGGCUUCUCUCUCUCUCUUUUUGGCUUCUUUGCUUCUCUCUCUCUCUUUGGCUUCUUUGCUCUCUCUCUCUUUUGGCUUCUUUGCUUCUCUCUCUCUUCUUUGGCUUCUUUGCUUCUCUCUCUCUCUUUUGCUUCUUUGCUUCUCUCUCUCUCUCUCUCUUCUCUUCUCUUUGGCUUCUUUGCUUCUCUCUCUCUCUUUGGCUUCUUUGCUUCUCUCUCUCUCUUUGGCUUCUUUGCUUCUCUCUCUCUCUCUUUGGCUUCUUUGCUUCUCUCUCUCUCUUUGGCUUCUUUGCUUCUCUCUCUCUCUUUUAG